This is a messenger RNA of Prorocentrum cordatum, 1095 nucleotides long. The record is from the annotation of a GenBank genome assembly. NCBI's taxonomy places the organism in Eukaryota, Dinophyceae, Prorocentrales, Prorocentraceae.
AUGCAGCGCCUGGCCUCCGGGCCGUUCACGGCGCCUCUGCUGCGCGAGGACGCGCUGGCGUACCAGGAGCUGCAGGUGCUGCUUCCGGCCUUUGUGCGCGACUUCCGCGCCACGACGGAGACCACGCUGCCCGUGCCCGUGCCGGGCGCGGGGGCCGAGGAGGAGCGGGGACGCGAGGUUCCCGCAGAGAUGGAGACCCGCCUGAAGCGGCUGUACCGCAACCUGGCGCUGAAGUACCACCCGGACAGGAACCCCGACGAUCCGGAGGCCCCGGAGCGCUUCCUGGCCCUCACCCGCGCCUACAAGGCGCUGGUCGGAGACACGGCUGGGCCCGAAGAGGGCGACAAGGACGCCCGCGACCCCUUCCUGGACGCCAUGUCGAGCAACGUCAGGCCCAAGUUCAAGCAUCGCUGGCGCCAGGAGGGCAAGUACGGCUUCCGCCUGAACAAGGUGCAGGAGGCGGCGAUGGCGGAGCACGAGCGGCAGGACGCCAGUUCUAGCGGCCCCGCCGAGGGCGAAGAGGACCCCUGGGACUUCCUGGCGCCAGAGGACGAGGGCAAGGACGAGGACGGCGAGGAGCACGAGGACUUCCAAGUGAAGUUGGAGAUCGACACGAACUGGGCGGAGCCGCAGGCCAGCCCCGACGAGGCAGGCCCGCAUGGCGUCCGCCUGCUGGCGGGGGAGGAGACGCAGCCCGACGUGACCGAGAUGGACUCGAGCACGGCGGACGUCACGCUGAAUGGCGACCCCGUCAACAUGCCGUCGCUGCCACCCCCAGACGUCAUCGUCGUGACUCAGCCCCGCGCCCGCAAGAAGGGGGUUGGCACUCCGAGCCACUUCCGCAACUGGCUCCGGUCGACCGCGGUGAGGACGAUUGUCUACGUCAGCACGGACUCGGAGGCCUUCAGGGCGGACCUCGUCGCCCUGAAGGGCCUGGGCUACAAGCUGUCGCAGCUGCAGCCCUUCGACCCGGAGCCGCACCGGCGGGCGCUGCUGCUGGUCGCCAGGUGCGGGUGCGCGGAGGCGGGGUCGCGGCACGGCCGCCUCGCCACCUUCGCGCGGUCAAUGUGGAGCGAGAGGCAGCACACUGGCUAG